This is a messenger RNA of Staurois parvus, 321 nucleotides long. Lineage: Eukaryota; Metazoa; Chordata; Amphibia; Anura; Ranidae. The record is from the annotation of a GenBank genome assembly.
GUACUGAGUGAGCUGUGAUUGGUCACAGCUUGUCACAUGGUACAAGGCUGUUAUUUCACACGUAGUAAUCAAUGAUGUCACAAGUGACAUCUUGCUUACUACUUAGCAUGUGAUCACUAAUUGGCCAAUCAGUGAUCACAUGAUCGGGACCUCAUACAGAGGUCCCGUCCAACGAUCGGUGUUUCACACAGCGGGCACCGGAUCGCAGGGUGCGGUGGGGCCGUUUAUAAACGGCCACCCGACCCUGCACUGCCACCGUCCGGCUGUUUAUAUGCAACGGCCGGACGGGAAGUAGUUAAUAAUCAUUUAGAUUUCAAAAAA